GCACAACAGUGCUGUAUGUGUUCCUGGCCCACGUGAAGGCAGUGCUGCAUGUAAACAAGACGCUGACAAGCCCUUCAUGCAAACUGCACCUACUAUCACGAAGAAGAAGAAGAGGUUGCUACCAGCAUAUGUAUCCUGCCUUCUUGCAUCUCCAGGAACAAGACUACGGGAGAAGCCACCUAAUUAGAGCGAAGACGCAAAGUGUGAACAAGAGAGCAUAUAAGGUCAUAAUAAUAGACUUGAUCACAUCACAGAAGACACACGUGUGGUUUCUUUUCAUAUAAACAAGAAUAAGAAAUAUUUUAUUUUUUAUUUUUGUUUAUGAAAAGCAAGAUGACGGAUUUCGGGAGUGGAGAAGACAGUGGAAAUGAGGUGUCUAGCUCGGAGGAGAAUAUGAUGAGUGGCAGUGAUACCUCUGAAAAAGGUGGAGAUGAGAGUGAUAGUGAGGAUGAAUGUGAUGAUGGGUUUAGUGAUGAAGAGGAAAAAACAGGUCAAAACAGCAAGAGGAAACAUCCCAACCAGGGUGGGAAACAAGUAAAGUCUGCAAAGGUGGAGAGAAAAAAGGAGAGUUUAUACCGACUACCAACAAUGGACGAGUUGAACACUCUUAGGGAAACUCAAUUGCUUUAUCAUUCUAAUCUGUUCCGGAUGCAGAUGGAAGAAUUGCUGGCCGAGGUCAGCAUGAAGGACAAACACCGUCAGCAGCUGGAUCAAUGGUUUGCCCAGUUCUCAGCAUACCUUAAAGCUAUGCCAGCAUCAUCAGAAUACCAGCUUGGUCAAACAAAGUGGAUGGAUGAGAAAGGCAUUUGUGAUCCAUUGGCGAAGGAUAUGCCGGAAGCCAGAGGAACGUUCCUGUUUGCUGCCCCCACGAGUGUACAAUUCGUUGGCUCCCUUGCUUCAGGCACAAUAACAACACAAAAUUCCAGUGUUGAUGUUAUGAUCACCCUUCCAAAAGAAUGUGUACAUGCUGCUGAUUGGCAGAAUGGAAGGUGGCUGGUGAAGCGAAUCAGGUACUUAGCAUGGAUAGCAGCCGACUUGCAAGACAAAACAGACCUUGUUGCAAACUUAAAUUGGACUACACACCUGGGAAGCUCAGUGAGACCAGUGCUGCAGAUUACACCUAGUGGGAAAAUUGGACAAAAGUGGAAGGUGAAUCUAUUUCCUGUGCCACCACCCGAGAGUUUUAAAGUCAGGCGAUUUUCACCAGAGAGAAGUAAUCUUCAGCCAAGAUGGUUUUUUUCAGAAGAAGCAAAAGUUGAGGAGAACCCAUCAACUCCACAUUACAAUUGGGCAUGUGCAGUGGAUGUAGUUAUGUUGGAACAUUUUCAUCUUGUGAGGGAUUGUGUGAGCCAACAUACCAACCUCAUGCAAGGCAUCAAACUGAUUAAGAUUUGGUUAGCUCAGAGAGACCUAGACAAGGGUGUGGGAAGCUUUUCUGGCCACAUGGUUACAUUACUCGUGGUACAUCUUCUGCAAGCUCGCAAAAUUAAGCCACAGAUGUCUGCAUAUCAGGUGUUCCGAGAUGUUGUUGUGGCUCUUAGUUCUGAAAAUUGGUGUGAGAGUGGGCCCAACAUGUGUACAUCACCUCCAAUAGAUGGCCCUACACCAGAGACUUUUCAUAAGUUGUAUGAAGUGGUGUUUAUUGACCCUUCAGGCAGGGUUAAUUUGGCAGCCAAAUUUAUAAUGGCUGAUUAUCUAAGGAUUAAACAUGAAGCUCAGCUAGCAUUGUCAUUCCUCGAUUCCUCAGCUUCAGAUAGCUUUGAAUCUCUUUUCAUCAAGAAGGUGGAAAUAAUCCAACUAAGUGAUCAAGUUUUACGCAUUCGGUUUGAUAAAGCACAUGCAAAGACUUUACUUUGUACAAGGACGAACUAUCAGGAACUCCUCAUGGAUACCUUGGGUGACAUGCACAGAUUGGCUUUGUCGUCCAUUCUACAGAUGUUGCGUGAAGGUCUUGGCGAGAGAGCAGAACUGCUGGUGCCUAUGAGAGAACCUCAAUCAAUGUGGCUUGUAGAGCAACCUCCCCCACAACUUGAUGAAAAUUUGGUUGUUGGUCUUGUGCUAAACCCAGUUUCAGCUUGGGCACUAUUGACAAAGGGACCACCAGCAGAUGAUCCUAAGGCAGAAAAUUUCAAAACAUUUUGGGGCUCGAAAUGUUCCCUUCGCAGAUUUCAAGAUGGAAGUUUCCAUGAAGCUGUUCUUUGGGGAACACCAGACCAGUCCAUGGGUAAACGUCGCCUUAUUCCAGGAAAAAUUUGCAGAUACAUCUUAAACCUUCAUUGUAUGACAAGCAAAAAAUGUGUUUAUUAUAUUGCUAACCAAUUGGAGCGCUCUCUUCAUCAUCCUCAUUAUAUGCUGAAAUACAAUUAUGCAACAGGGGAGGAAGCAACAGUAUCUGCUAUACAAGCAUUUGAUUCAUUAUCUCGGAAGCUUCGCUCUCUUGACCUACCUCUGAAGAUAGCCGCAGUUCAGCCAACUUCAGACGUAAGCAGGCACGCACGGGUGUUUCCACCCGUUGCAAAGGCAGUGAAACCCACUGGGAAGGCAGUAGAAGCAAGAGAUAAUCAUCUUCAAUUUUCUGAAAAUGGAGGCAACUGGCAGACCUUUAAUUAUGCCAUGGAAGUCAAUGUCUUCCUAGAAAUAAGUGGAAAGUGGCCAGAUGACCUGCAGGCAAUCCAAGCUAUUAAAGCAGAGUUUCAUAGUAAAAUGUCUGACCUGCUCCAACAAGACAGCAUCACGACUGUGGUCUUUCCUAAAUACCUCCAGAUACUUUGGGAGGGCUACGUCUUCCGUGUCCGUGUAUGCUAUUUGAGAGAGAUCUAUGUACAGCGUCUAGUGGAGACACCAGAGGGGGACUGGCGGGAGCAGGACACUGCUGCUGCCAUACAACUGGAGAAGCAGAUCGAGAUCAUUCCUAGAUUCACAACAGCAUUGGCUAGUAUUCAAGCAGAUUACCCAAGUUUCAGUGGAGGGGUUCGGUUAUGUAAGCGAUGGUUGGGGUCCCAACUACUUUUGCCACAUCUACCUCAUACAGCGGUGGAACUGCUGGUGGCUUACCUGUUCCUAAACGCAGCUCCUUAUGCUCCUCCGAGCACGCCACAUGUAACUCUGCUCAGGUUCCUCCAGCUCCUGGCACUCACUGAUUGGAAAGUGACACCAAUCCUUGUUAAUCUUAAUGAAGCUUUUACAGUGGAUGACGUGGCAGAGCUCAAUCGGCGUUUCCUCUCACAACGUUCCACUUUGCCUCACAUGUUUAUUGUCAGUCCGUAUGAAUUACGUUCUGUAUCAAGCACUGAAACAUCUGCUGACUUGGAUCACCGAUAUAAACUAGCUUCCAUGUGGACUAAAACCUUCCCAUCAGUACAAAUCUUAUAUCGAAGUAAACAGUUAGCUGAAGCUGCCCUUGGAUAUCUGGAUAACAACUUAUUGAAAGGUUUCUUGAAUUUUAAGAUGAUUUUCCUGCCUUCAUCUGAUGACUAUGACGUUGUUAUCCACUUGAACUCUAAGCAUCUGUGCCGUCACGAGGAAUCCAUUAGAAACUCUUCAUUCAUCCCAAAGAAUAUCAAACCCUAUGAGUAUCAUUCCAGUGAAAUAAUGCCUAUUGUGAUGUUUGAUGCACCUUUUCUGUAUUUAAAAGAACUAAGGGAUACAUAUAAUCACGUGGCAUUGUUCUUCUAUGACGAGCAUGGCGGGAAGUUCAUUGGUGUUGUUUGGAAGCCACAGGCCCUUGUUCUGCAGGAACUGAAGGUGGGUGGACUGGAGGGGCAUCAGUUGGUGGGUGUGAAGGAGGUGAAGCAAGUGGCCAAUAUUGAAGCCAUUCUUGAUGACUUCCAAACUCUUGGUGCUGAUCUUGUUAAAAAAGUUACUGUAAAGAACAAAUAAAAACUAAUGAUAAUGUUUGGAAUCAUUUAAAAUGAUUUACAUUUAUGUAAAUUAUUUUAAUCAGUAAAAGUUGGAAUUGGUACAAGAUUCCAACAUUGAAAUUAUUAAUUAUUUUAAAAUGAGCCAAACAAAUUUAUUAAAGUAUUUCAUAGGAUUUCGAAUUAUGUACAGUGUUAAUAAAAUAUUUGCCUUAA
Procambarus clarkii (red swamp crayfish) is the source of this 4073-nucleotide messenger RNA. It is a transcript of the gene Mat89Ba, whose product is annotated as nucleolar protein 6 Mat89Ba. The record is from RefSeq and is a predicted model, not a curated record. NCBI's taxonomy places the organism in Eukaryota, Metazoa, Arthropoda, Malacostraca, Decapoda, Cambaridae. Gene Ontology annotation, biological process: rRNA processing; tRNA export from nucleus. Gene Ontology annotation, cellular component: CURI complex; small-subunit processome; UTP-C complex.